This is a messenger RNA of Salarias fasciatus (jewelled blenny), 2153 nucleotides long. RefSeq names its product family with sequence similarity 83 member D (gene sack1d). Gene Ontology annotation, cellular component: cytosol; mitotic spindle pole. Gene Ontology annotation, biological process: signal transduction; regulation of ERK1 and ERK2 cascade; positive regulation of cell cycle G1/S phase transition. NCBI's taxonomy places the organism in Eukaryota, Metazoa, Chordata, Actinopteri, Blenniiformes, Blenniidae. Gene Ontology annotation, molecular function: protein kinase binding. The transcript has 4 exons. The coding region runs from base 325 to 1932 and encodes 535 amino acids. The record is from RefSeq and is a predicted model, not a curated record.
CGCCGCCGAAACCGAGUGGGAGUGAGAGCUCCCCGCUCCGCGCCGCUCUCUGCGGUGUAACCGGAUCCGUGCCGAGCGGAGGGGGCAGGUCCGCGGGGGGACGAACCGGAGGCUUGUUUCCCUCCGAACGAGCCAAUCAGCGCGGCUCCGCGCGAGACUGACAGCCGGCCGCAGCGAGCCAGGGGACCGCGUUCCUGCCCGACACCCCGCGGCCAGCCAAUGCGGAGCCACGGCGGACAGGAACGGAGGGAAACAACAAAAUACGAAUCUUCCCCGCUGCGGGUGAAAAAAAAAGACGUUACCUGGCGGUUGAGGUGAGUCGCCAUGGCGAUGUCCCAGUGUCUGGACGACUCUCCUCUCAGGCUCGCUCCGGGGCGCGCGGAGGCCGGCGAGCUGAACCCGCAGGAGGUGUACAACGAGAGGCACCGGCUGGCCCUGGAGGAGCUGCUGUCCGGGGGGGUGGACGACUUCCUGGCGUUCCUCGGGAGGGAGAGGAUCCCCAACUUUCUGUCGGACGAUGAGAUCCAGCAGCUGUGGGGGGCCGCGGUGCCGGCGCGGCGCGCGUCCCUGCACGGGGACCCGGACGCGCCGCUGGAGGCGACGCUCGGCGGCUCCGUCGACUGCUCCUCCGUCACCUACUUCCCCGAGGUGUCGGACGUGGAGCCGCCGGUGCUGGAGAUCGGGUGGCCCGCCUUCACGGCGGGCUCGUACCGGGGGGUGACCCGGGCCGUGGCGCACUUCCAGCCCAGCUACGGAGAGAGCAUCUACAGCUGCAAGGAGGCUGCGAGGCGCAUGAUCAAAAACGCCAAAGAGGUGAUUGCCAUAGUUACAGACUCCCUGACGGACCUGGAUAUCUUUAAGGAUCUUCAGGAGGCGUGCUCCCUCCGCAGAGUCCCCGUCUACAUCCUGCUUGACCAAUCCUGUGCGCCCGCCUUCCUCAAGAUGUGCAGAAAUGUCGGCGUUCGCCUGGAUGACCUGCGGCAAAUGAGAGUGCGAACCAUAACCGGUACAACUUAUUACAUGAGGUCAGGAGCCAGGAUCACCGGGAACGUCCACGAGAGAUUCAUGCUGGUGGAUGGGAACAGAGUGGCGACUGGUUCCUACAGGUUCAACUGGAGCGAUGGCAGACUGAACAGCAGCAACCUGAUUGAGCUGUCGGGUCAGAUAACCGAGAAAUUUGACGAGGAGUUCCGCAUCCUGUACGCCCAGUCUCUACCCAUAAACACCCGGGGACCUCCGAGCGUCCGCAACAGCGGCGUCUACGAUCACCUCCUCCUCAAACACUCGGCCACCUUCUCCCCUCAGGUGACCAGAGAGCGGCCUUUAGAUCAGGCCUGCCUCACGAGCACUCCCAGCCGCAAGCCCCAGACGCUGGAGGUGCAGCCUCCCGGGGAGCCGUCGUCUCCUGCUCCUCAGAAAUCCCACCCGGCGCCGGAGGCGUCCGCUGCGAGCCAGGACUGGACGGAGCAGGAGCCCGAGCAGGUGGAGAUCCUGGCAGGGAGUGCGACUCGGCCCUUCCCGGCGGAGAAGAAGCCAGAGGGCCCCGGCGUGACCCGCUGCCACGCCUCCACCCAGACCGGCCUGUCUGUGACGGACUGCAACACCCAGACUGACCCGCAGCUCCCCCGGCAGCCCGGCGGCGCCGCGCCGGCGGACCCUCCGUCCCCGCUGUCCCCCGCCCAGGCGGCUCCGGACACGGCCCUGAAAGACUGCUUCCACAAGCUGACCAAAGAGCGCCGGCACCACUACCAGACCAUCCGCUCCAAGCUGGAGCACGUGAUGACGGCGCUGGCGGAGAGGCGGGAGCUGGUGGACAUCACCAACCUGGCUCAGGGCAGGGCGGGGGCGCAGAAAGACUGCGAGCAGCAGCCGAGUCCCCGGCCGCCCGCCGAAGGCGUGGGCACCUGGCCGAGAGCCAGAUGUGCCCAGUAGUUUAUCUGCAGGGUUUUUGGUGAUUGCAGGUGGCGGGGUUAAUAGUUUUUAAAGAGGUUGGCUGUUUUUAAAUAUUUUUCAUCUUUGGUUGUAGAGUGUCGGCUUUAUUUUCUUUGUCAAAUUUUCCGAAGCUCGUAUUUUGUCCUUUUCAUUUUCUGUCCUGUCCAUGACGAAGCAAUUUUUGAGCGAGCAGCAACAGAAUUAAAAUUGACAUUAACAUC